AUGGCUCAGCCUUCAGAUGAGGCGGCGGCUCCGCCAGCUGCAUUGCCAACAACCGGCCCUGAGGCGCCGUCUCCACCGGCACCUCCGUCUGCAGCGGCACAGCCGUCUCCAUCAGCACCACGGGCACCACCGUCACCACAUCCGGCACCGGUCGAGGAUCUCGAUGAGAAUCUCGACGACCUCGUCCUCGCUGAUCCGCCGCCCCUUGACCCCGUCUGGCUCCAACACGAGCUGGACCAGAACCUGCCCAAUCCCCGUCCCGUCAUCUCGCCUCUCGAACGCCAGCCCUUGUAUGCUGUCGAGUGCCGUGAGCUCACCGCACGCAUGACGGCGCCGGGCGCCCGUGACAGCCAUCUGGCUGACGGUAUUCGUGUCCAGCCGUUGACGGUGACGUCCUCCCUCGACGGCAGCGAGAUUCCUCUGCUGGCCUACUCUCUCCAACAAGAGGGAGACCAACAAAUGGAAGACCAACAAAUGGAAGACCAACAAAUGGAAGACGAAAAAUUGGAAGACGAACAAAUGGAAGACCAAAAAUUGGAAGACGAACAAAUGGAAGACCAACCAGAGGGAGACUCGAAGGGCACGACCACAGACACGACCACAGACACGACCACAGACACGACCACAGACACCACCGCACACACCACCGCACACAGCGACAGCCCCGACUAUGCCGUGCUGUACAUUCACGGCGGCGGACUGCACAUUGGCGAGGCCGACAGCGAGGAGCUCUCGUGCCGGCGCAUUCUCAAGGAUGCACGCCUGCCGGCUGUGAACCAAGACGGGGCGGCCCCAAAGACACCCAAGACACCAACCCUCGUCGUGUACUCCGUCGGCUACCGCAUCAUGCCCCAGCACCCGGCCAGCACGUGUGUCGCCGACUGCAUCGACGCCUACCGCCACGUCCGUGCGGCCCACCCGGACGCGGCGGCGACAAAGCUGCUGGUCGUCGGCAGCUCCAGCGGCGGCGAGCUGGCCGCGUUUGUGGCCCAAGAGGCGGCCAAGGCCAGCAUGCAGGCGUCGGCCACGACCAACCGCGCGACCAGCGACAUUGCCGGCGUCGUCCUCCGCUGCCCCGUCACCAGCGACGCCUUCAACGGCGAGGACUACAUCCCGCCCGUCCUCCGCCCGCUGCACACCUCCGCCGCCAACCCGGCCUUUGCCACCACCCUGCUCCGCCGCAUGAGCCGCCGCAUCCCCCGCGACGACCUGCCCUACAUGCCCCUCGAGGCCCCCACCGAGCUCUUGGCCGCCCAGCCGCGCCACUGGAUCCAGGUCUGCACCAACGACAUGCUCUACUCGGACGGCGUGUGCUACGCCAAGGCGCUGCAGAUGGCCGGCGCGGCGGGUGUCAAGGUGGACGUGGUCGUCGGCUGGCCGCACACCUUUUGGCUCAAGACGCCGUGGAUGGACCGCGCCCUCGAGGCCGACAAGGCCAUGCUGCGCGGUCUGGCCUGGGUGGCAGGCGGGCCGUACACUGUGGGGGAGGAGAUUGGUUGGAAGCCAAUGGGCUCGCGAUAA
Sporothrix brasiliensis 5110 is the source of this 1521-nucleotide messenger RNA. RefSeq names its product alpha beta hydrolase domain containing protein. Gene Ontology annotation, molecular function: hydrolase activity. The record is from RefSeq and is a predicted model, not a curated record. The coding region runs from base 1 to 1521 and encodes 506 amino acids. Lineage: Eukaryota; Fungi; Ascomycota; Sordariomycetes; Ophiostomatales; Ophiostomataceae. The transcript has 2 exons.